Molecule: messenger RNA, 240 nt
Organism: Clonostachys rhizophaga
Lineage: Eukaryota; Fungi; Ascomycota; Sordariomycetes; Hypocreales; Bionectriaceae
Source: the annotation of a GenBank genome assembly
AUGAGUUCAGAGCAAAUGGGGAUAAUGAACGGCAGCAUGCCACCACACCUGGGCCGCAACAUCUGGGCCACAUCAAAACUUCAGGAGGAUUUUCGUCUCCGGAAAAGGGCUAUUAGGGAAUUCACGCAGGCUCUACUUAUUAUUGAAAAUUAUUUACGUCAAUACAUUGAUGCCGUUAAUCCCUCAGUCGUUGCAUCUUUGACAGAAACAGAAGUACACCCCCAACACUCGGUCUGUUAG